Anastrepha obliqua is the source of this 667-nucleotide messenger RNA. RefSeq names its product general odorant-binding protein 19d-like. Lineage: Eukaryota; Metazoa; Arthropoda; Insecta; Diptera; Tephritidae. Bases 86 to 514 code for a protein of 142 amino acids. The transcript has 5 exons. Gene Ontology annotation, molecular function: odorant binding. The record is from RefSeq and is a predicted model, not a curated record. Gene Ontology annotation, biological process: sensory perception of smell.
AGAAUUUAAAAAUCAUUUUGUGAUUUUGGAAUCGAGUGGUUGCACUUGCGCGUCGCUAAAAUUUGUUUAAUCUCAACUCCUGAAAAUGAAGUACUUCGUAGUAUUCCUGGCCAUUUGCAGUUUGGCCAUUUCAUACGCUGAGGCUCAGGAAAUACUGCAAAAUAUGAAAAAAAUUGCUAAUGACUGUAAAGCGGAAUCUGGUGGCAGUGAUGCGGAUGUUGAUGCACUGUUCAAUCAUCAACCGGCUGGAAGUGACAAAGCUAAGUGCCUAAUGACGUGCUUUAUGAAAAAAAUGGGUUUGGUCGAUGCUAGUGCCAAAAUUGAUAAGGACUCUGCUUUAAAUGUAAUAAAGGCAGUUGCUAAUGGUGAUGCAAACAUAGAAAAACUCGGUAAAGAGCUUAUUGAUGCUUGCAAAGAUACUCCACCAAAGGGCAAUGAGUGCGAAAGCGGUGAAGCCGUGCGUGAGUGCGUCAUUGCAAAAGCAAAGGCAAAUGGCUUUAAAUUGCCAUGGUAAAUGUGCUAAUUAUACAUCGGCAACUGAUUGUAGAUGUCCUAAGCGAAUGGUUGUGCCGGCUGCUGUUUUCUCUUUAAUCUUUGAAUUUUUCAAAUGACAAGCAGUCCAUCCAAUAAAUAAAUAAAUUUAACAAGCAAGUAUUUAAAAAAACAA